This is a messenger RNA of Stegastes partitus (bicolor damselfish), 1985 nucleotides long. It is a transcript of the gene nab2, whose product is annotated as NGFI-A binding protein 2 (EGR1 binding protein 2). Gene Ontology annotation, biological process: negative regulation of DNA-templated transcription. Gene Ontology annotation, cellular component: nucleus. Gene Ontology annotation, molecular function: transcription coregulator activity; transcription factor binding. NCBI's taxonomy places the organism in Eukaryota, Metazoa, Chordata, Actinopteri, Pomacentridae. The coding region runs from base 246 to 1742 and encodes 498 amino acids. The record is from RefSeq and is a predicted model, not a curated record. The transcript is spliced from 8 exons.
UUUCUGCCAGUGAUUUCAGACGAGGUACGAUACGCAAAGGGGAUUUACUACGCCAAUCUGCGCCGGGGAAGCUGUCGGCAGUAGGUAAGAGGUUUCACUCCGGGAGGACCGACCCGUGACAUCGGUGGUUGGAGAAGCACCUUUGCGUAAUUACGCCGGUUUCCUCUCUACACAUCCGUCUGCCUGACCUGAACAAGGUUCAUGUGUUUCCUUUCUCCUGCCUAAACUUUCCAGUGCUGUGUGCCAUGUCUCUGCCACGCACACUUGGGGAGUUGCAGCUGUACCGGGUGCUGCAGAGGGCCAACCUGCUGGCCUAUUAUGAAACCUUUAUCCAGCAGGGUGGCGACGACGUGCAACAGCUCUGUGAGGCAGCGGAGGAGGAGUUUCUGGAGAUCAUGGCACUAGUUGGCAUGGCCACCAAGCCACUGCAUGUGCGUAGGCUGCAGAAGGCCCUCCGAGACUGGGCGGCGAACCCUGCCCUUUUCAGCCAGCCUGUCGCUAACGUUCCUCUCGGGGGCAUCCCGCUGUUCAAAGUUGAUGGGACGAGCCCAAGUGGAUCAGCGGGUGGGCCCAGGAAGUCUGUGAGCAAUGGGCAGCCGGGAUCCCCCUGUGAAAGAGAGGAUCGGGCGUGUCUUACUCCAAUGCACAGUGGGAGUCCAAGAAGCCCCUGCUCUCAGGCCUCUCCGCAACCACCAGACACACACUACAGGGAAAAACUGUCACCCAUGGACCCACACUGGCUCAGCCCAGAGCCUGAUGGGAACUGCAAUUUGACUUCUGCAUCUGGAAUAGAGGAGGAGCCGCCCAGCCCGCCACUGCUGUCAACAUGUCCUCCUGGUCCCUCCACAUCUCCGAGCCCGUCUGCGUCUUUUGCCCCGGCGACCCUGUCGGCCUGGCCAGGAGGGCAGCUGGAUGGGGAGACAGCGAGGGCGGUGGUGGAGAGCGUGGAGAGGCUCCUCAGGACCCUGCCUAGGUCAGACCCCGCAGAGGUGAAAACUCUGCUGAGGCUGAACAAGAAGAUGGCAAAGACUGUAGGGCACAUCUUCAGAAUGGGGUCCCAGGAUGUGAACAAGGAAGAGGAGAUCCGGAAAUACAGUCUCAUUUAUGGACGCUUUGACUCCAAGAGGAGAGAAGGCAAGCAGCUCACACACCAUGAGUUGAUCAUCAAUGAAGCUGCAGCCCAGUUCUGCAUGCGCGACAAUGCCCUUCUGCUGAGACGGGUGGAGCUCUUCUCUUUGGCUCGGCAGGUGGCGAGAAAAUGUGCCUACACCUCCACACUAAAGCAUGCAAGGACAAAUGCAGAUGAGAACAGCAUACUGUCCCCAAAGAGAGCGAGACAUGAGAUAAUCGUACCUGAGAGCGUGUCGUCGCUUCUUGGGGUAGAGGGAUCCGAGGGCUUGACUCAGAGGGCAGACGAUGACAGCUUAUCUGCAGAAAGCCUGGACGGUGUAUCACAUGACAUGGGCUCACAGUGCAACCAGUCUCCGUCCCCCCGUCCACACACUGACACCUCCAACCCCGCCAGCUGGAGUCGCCAUCUCAUACAGCAAACGCUAAUGGACGAAGGGCUGCGAUUGGCUCGGAUGGUGUCACACGAUCGGGCGGGAAAGAUCAGCCUAGGGUCAGAUGGAACUCACUCCACAGACCAUGACAGUAAAGUGGAGAGGCAGAGCUCGAUAACAGCGAUCAGGAGCAGUAGCCCUUGUGUCACCAAAGAUGACUCCAACCAUCGGGGGAAAUGAAACCCUCACUGGGCAAUCAAGGAACUUGUGCUCGGUCCUGCCAGUGAACUCCACUCAGAGACUUUGACGUCUGAUGGAGAAAAGACUCUUUCUGGACAAAAGACUACAAAAUCAAUACAUUAAAUGUGAGACUUUACCAGCGACUGAUACCGUGAAUCUGCAGUGGCUUCGAAACCUUCAAGUUGUGAACGAAGCUCAAAAUGUUCUCUUUUUAUUUUAUAUUCAGUAAAUACAUAAGGGAAA